UGACGAGCACCGGGAAAGUCGGAAACGGAACGGGACCGGUAUGAAACGUCCUUACAGUUCAUCACUUCUGCCAAACCCCGAGCUUGACAGGAGGGUAUUGGGCCUCGGGCUGGGGGUCCAGAUGGACGACGAGCUUUGCUGCAACACCCAGGACGAGGAUGCAGUACUAGACGAGGAGUCACCAGGGGGCACUCUGCCUUCUGGACUGUGCAGACCCAAAAGGGAGCGAAAGCAGCGGAGUUAUACAUUGUGUGAGGUCUGCAACAUCCAACUCAACUCAGCCGCACAGGCCCAGAUCCACUACGAUGGCAAAUCCCACCAGAAGAGACUCAAGCAGAUCAGCAACGGCAAGAUGCCAAGUAGCACAGGUACGUCGGCACAGGGCAGCCCCCUACUGGCCUCCCUGCCCGUCCCAGGGCGGCCUCUGCAGCCGCAGCUUGACCUCAAACAUCUCCUGCCCUUCAGACUCAACGGAUCCUCUCCCCUCAGCCUCUUUCCUAACUUCAACACAAUGGACCCUGUCCAGAAGGCAGUGAUCAACCACACAUUCGGUGUCCCUCAGCCCCUCAAGAAGAAACAGAUUAUCUCCUGCAACAUUUGCCACCUGCGCUUUAACUCAACGAACCAAGCAGAGGCCCAUUAUAAGGGCCACAAACACGCCCGAAAGCUCAAAGCCAUGGAGGCCCAGAAGAACAGGCAGCGACGAGCUGGGGAGGCCUCAUCCACAGGAAGGGACAAAGACCGAGACAGAGAUCGGGAACGAGAUCGUGACAGAAGCAAGACAUCCACAUCGGAAGCUCUUCCCACGCUCAUGGAUACGAGCUUAAUUGAGGGAUCAAGUCUUCAGUCUGACCAAGAACCAGCCAAUCUGGAGGAAAAGCUUGACGAGUCGAGGAUUUCAGUAAUGCUAACGGCAGUAUCCGAGGUUUCCUCCAUGGAAUUGGUCACCCUUUCCACUCCUCAGAUUUCGCCUUCCUCACAGCUCUCAGAGACCGCCUCGGACACCAGCACCCCUGAAGUCCCAGAGGCCAUCGAUGCUGAGGGCCCAAUCACUGAGGCAGGCAGCCCUGUGGACGCAUCCAGCAUAAAGGAGGAGCCACAAACAGAUGAGGACCCCGAGUCAAAAAAGAGCAAGGCUCACCUUCAUUGUCCUGUCUGUAAAGUCACAGUCAACUCCACCUCCCAACUGGAUGCACAUAACAGCGGUACAAAGCACAAACUGAUGCUGGAAGGUCACAGUGUUCUGCCGCGGCGCAGGGGGAAGGUGGUGGCAGCUCGAUCGGGCUGCAAGAGCAAGAGGCUGGCUAGCAAAGGCAGCGUCGGUGUGCCCAGCAAGAACUUUCAGUGUGAAGUGUGUGAGAUCUUUGUGAACUCAGAGACCCAGCUUAGCCAACACAUGAAUAGCAGAAGGCACAAGGAUAGGCUGGCCGGAAAACCACCCAAACCCAAAUUUACCCCCCACACCAAGACCCAGCCAAGCACCAGCUUAGCGAACGUGAGAUGGAGUGGCUAUGCAGGCGUGGCUGUGUCUGCCAUGAAGAAAGCGUUCAGCCAGUACAAUCUCACCUCCCUCUCCGCACAGACCAAACUGGCCUUGCAGAAGCAGCUGACCAAGAGCUUGACAACUGGCUUCCUGCCUAGCCCCCUCACCCAGCCGACCCUGUGCACAAUGGCUAACCCACUAGCUCUACGCCACCCAAUGGGCACCACCUUCAUCCAGACACCCUUCCUGGGCCCUGCACUGUUUCGGCCUGCCCCGGGGCCGCUGCGGGCCACACACACACCCAUCAUCUUCUCCCCCUACUGAAGACUUAAUGCCCAUCCCAUCUGAGCUCCACCCUUGUCCCUUUAUCAAACCCCAGGCCCUCCUUUAGUGUGUCCCACAAGACAAGGCCACACGCAAACUAUGCAGCCCGUCUGACUUAUAAUUGAGAGAGAGAGCACAAGUCCUGAUGCUCAGUAGGCACUUAUAGGCCUGAGAGCUGUUCCUAUCAUAAAGGCCAAGAUCCCCCAUCAUGCCUUCUUUCUGCUCCUCUUAUAAUGACCAAAGGAGCAGGACAGGCCUCGAGACAGUGACUGAUGCACAGAGGCUGCUUUUAUAGCCAUUUCAUGGGUCAUCAUGGUUUGGAUUAUGGAUAUUAUUGUGUAAUUUAUUAGAAAACAAAUAUAGACAAGUGUAGAUGUAUGUUUAGUGUGGUUGCCACAAAAUAAGGUCCCUUUACUUGAUGCUCUUUUAAAAGGUUUUUAACUUAUUGGUUUGGCGGUUCAAUGAAGUUGGAGGAUCAUAAGUCAUUAAAGCAGCUGAACCAGAGGCAUCGUCCUCAAUGGACAGUAGGGUGGCAUUGAUCAGUGUUUUCAUGUUACAAGCUUAAAGGAUCAUCAUGUCUCUGAUAUGGUAAUUAUCUAACAGUCCACACUGUGGGUGGUAUGUGAAGCUAUAACUGUAUGUUCAUAUAUUUAAAACCCCACCACCAUUUAGCACCUCCAGCUGUUUUCUCAAGCCCUUAACUUUUCUUUCUGAGUCACAGACACAGUCAUAUCUCUCCAGACUUUCUUUUUCUUCCUGUAUCCUCAGGAUUAAGCUCUCAUUAAGAUCAAGAAAAGGUCAGCUUGUCAAGUUGACUUUAUUUCAAUUUGCAAGUCUGUCUUUGAAAUUAUUUUGUUCAGUGCGUCAUUUAUGUAAUGCAGCGUCAACACCAUGUUCCCGCCAAGCGAGCUGCACGAAAACAUGUAUGAAGCUGUGGAUGUCUUACAUUGAAAAAUGCCAUUAUUUCUCCUUGUGAACGCUCUUUUCCUUUAUCCUUCCCCCAGCUUUCACCUCGUCAUUGCCCUUGAUUUUCGUGUGGCGUGAUCUCGAUGAUAAAGAGCAGUGAAAGCCUCUCGUACUACGCGCACAUGCAAAAUCACACAUGAUAAAAACACAAUGGAUAAUUGAAAGACUUGAUUUCAGUGUUCGGCGGAAAG
Messenger RNA from Eleginops maclovinus (Patagonian blennie), 2964 nucleotides. RefSeq names its product zinc finger protein 385C (gene znf385c). The record is from RefSeq and is a predicted model, not a curated record. NCBI's taxonomy places the organism in Eukaryota, Metazoa, Chordata, Actinopteri, Perciformes, Eleginopidae. Gene Ontology annotation, molecular function: zinc ion binding; nucleic acid binding. Gene Ontology annotation, cellular component: nucleus.